Molecule: messenger RNA, 945 nt
Organism: Pseudophryne corroboree (corroboree frog)
Lineage: Eukaryota; Metazoa; Chordata; Amphibia; Anura; Myobatrachidae
Product: glutathione S-transferase omega-1-like
Exons: 6
Coding region: 152-799 (215 amino acids)
Biological process (GO): glutathione metabolic process
Cellular component (GO): cytoplasm
Molecular function (GO): glutathione dehydrogenase (ascorbate) activity; glutathione transferase activity
Source: RefSeq, a predicted model, not a curated record
GCUGUGUUUGAAAAAUGACAGGAGCCGAUUGGCUGGUGCUUUAUCACAGUGAUAUUUAUCACUUUUCAAGCUUAGUACAUCUGGCCCAUGGAGAGGGUCAGGCAGUGAUGCCCCAGGGCCAGUACCAAAAGGGGUCAUUCGACUUUACAGCAUGAGAUUCUGCCCCUUUGCCCAGAGAGCCAGGCUUGUCCUCUUUGCCAAGAGAAUAAAGCAUGAAAUCGUGAAUAUUAAUUUAAAGAACAAACCGGAUUGGUUUCUGGAGAAAAGCCCCCUGGGUGCGGUACCUUCUCUCGAAACCUCUGAUGGUAAAAUAAUCUAUGAAUCGGCCAUUGUGUGUGACUACCUGGAUGAAGCCUUUCCUGGCACUAAGCUGACUCCCGCAGAUCCUUACGUAAAGGCACAAGAGAAGAUUCUACUGGAGUAUUUCUCCACGAUAAUAACUCUGCUGUACAAGAUUCUGUUUGCAAAUAACAAUAAGGAGGAUACAACUGAAUUGAAGGAACAGUUUUUGGAGAAAUUCACAAAACUUGAAGAGCGGUUCGCUAAAAGGAAGACCCCUUACUUCACUGGAAAAUCUGUGUCUAUGACUGACUACAUGUUCUGGCCCUGGUUUGAGCGGUUCAAUGUUUUUGCUGUAAAAGACUAUUUGGAGAAGACCCCCUACCUCAAUGCCUGGUACAAUCUCAUGCUACAGGACCCAGCUGUGAAGUCCACCUUGACCGAACCAGAUGUUCUCGUCGCCUUCUUCAAACUCUACGCUGAGAACGACUUAGGAGCUGUUGAUUAUGGUCUUGAUUAGAUCACCAGUAUGUGAUCAAUAUACUUUGUGCCUAUUUUGAUUAAGAAGAUCAUACAAAGUUGUUUGUUGGGGUUUUUUUUAAAAUUGGAUUCCACUUAAUUCCUGAAGGUUGUAAUAUAAUAAAUAUUGUCAAGUAUUGAAACUUU